Messenger RNA from Symbiodinium sp. CCMP2592, 1893 nucleotides. NCBI's taxonomy places the organism in Eukaryota, Dinophyceae, Suessiales, Symbiodiniaceae. The record is from the annotation of a GenBank genome assembly.
AUGGCAGAGGGCGAGGAGGGCACUGCAAAGGAGGAUGCUCCUCCUGCUUUCGCCGUCCCUUCAGACCUUAGCCUUUCAUACUUCUACGGGCGCGAUGACCUUGCGGACUGUGCUAUCAGGCUGCCAGCUUUGCCAGGGGAGGAGGCCCAGGAGGUGAAAUGUCAUCGCCUGGCUCUCUGCUCCUGCUCCGGGUUCUUUUUCCGGAGCUUCCUGGAACCUUCGGAGCAGCCGACCACCUCGGAGCUACCCACGCUACCGGACGAUGCUGAGCUUCGCCGGCAGAUGCCCAUUCCGGCACUCUUCCAGCUGAUUCUUCGCUUCGCCUACGCUGCACAGCGCUGGGAGGCUCUGGAGAACCAGGUGUCUCCAGGGCAGCUGCCGGGGCUCUACGCGCUGGCUCUGCUUUUGGAGGCACGGCUGCUGGCCGAGGCCGCAUACAGCCGACUGGAUGCCAAUCUCAGUCCCAGCACGGCUGCUUCUCUGCUUUACCUCUCGCAGCUAUGUGGGAGCUCCGAGGACUUCCGAGCCGCCAAGAGCCGGUGUUUGGAGGUAGUGCGCGGCGGCUUCGGUGUCCUGUGUGAUGUCCCAGCUUCCCUGGGUCUAGUUUGCAAGCUGCCGGUGGAUGUCCUGGUGACGCUACUCGAGGACGACAGCCUUGAGGUCAGCACGGAGGGAAGGGUGCUGCAAGCCGUGCGGCACACACUCUGGCGCCGUCUUCCGCGCACGGGAAGGUCGCUGAAGCUCAGCGGCCGCCUUUGCGCGUCGCCGGCGCUCCAAGCCGAGGAGGGCUUACAACUUAACUGGCAGCUUCAGAUCCUCGAGAAUUCCCUCUCGGAGCCGUCGGUCCUGCCGGCGCCACCCGUCGAGCGGUUCUUCGCUGCCGGCACAGCCCCGGCUGCAGAGACGGCACCUGGAGAAGGCUCCCAGCUGCCUGAGCUCUCGCUGCGGCUGCCCGGGGACGCAGCGCCCGUGGCACUGCUGCGUGCAACGAGGGAGACUGGCGAAGUCGGCGUCACGGCGCUCCUCUCCUUGGAGAGCCUUCCCGAGGGGGAGGAGCCCUCAGCAGAAGCAGCUGCGGAGGCUCUGGAUGCGGAGGGGAAGCCGGCUGGAACAGUUCGAUUUACGUGGACGGUGAGCGAGGCUGCAGCGGAGGAGGCUCCUUCCGCAGAGGGGGAAGAGGCCAAGGAGGAAGGUGGUGAGAAAGAGGUUACCAAAGCCCCGACGCCCCCCGACGCGCUGCUUACCAACGAGGAGGUGCAGCGACUUCUGGCAACCGUGCGUUUCCCCCACUUGGAGCACAAGGACCUUUUGGCCGCAAUGAAGGAUCCUAUCCUCGCAGAGGCCGGCGCUCAGCAGCACAUCCUGGCGGCGCUCUCCUCCCGGUUGUCGCAGUACGAGGCCGUGGACGGUGCCGCCACCUCAGCCCAGCCGCGGCCGUCGACUGUGCGAAGGGGACCCCCAGGCCCAGGUUCACCACGUGCGCCACCGCCGCCACCAAUGGAGGAGGAAUCCGGGGCACAAAGCCCGCUGCGCAGCACGCUGGGUCGAGGCACCCAGCUGGGGGUCUCUGGCGUGGCCCUCUUCCCGUGCUCGGUCUGCAGCGGUCAAGGUCGGAUGCAGCUCCGCCAUGUGGGCGACCGCUGGUCCGCGCGCUGCAGCCGCCACGCGAGCUGUGGAAACACGCAGUGGCUACCGAGUUGCGUUGUGGCCGCUGCUGUGGAUGGACAUUGCGGACCUUGUUCCUUGCGCAUGGGGGCUGAGGUGCGCACACUCAGCAUACGCAUUGGCCGAGACCAACAGCAGACGUUGCUACGGCUUCCGUCCGGCACAGACACCUUGCGUGGUAUGUGCAUUGCCGGUUGCCACGACCUUAUGUCGCUGCUUGGCGCCUGA